Messenger RNA from Penicillium argentinense, 2880 nucleotides. RefSeq names its product putative vacuolar morphogenesis protein AvaB. Gene Ontology annotation, biological process: vesicle-mediated transport; intracellular protein transport; endosomal vesicle fusion. The record is from RefSeq and is a predicted model, not a curated record. Lineage: Eukaryota; Fungi; Ascomycota; Eurotiomycetes; Eurotiales; Aspergillaceae. Gene Ontology annotation, molecular function: protein binding. Bases 1 to 2880 code for a protein of 959 amino acids. The transcript is spliced from 3 exons. Gene Ontology annotation, cellular component: cytoplasm; fungal-type vacuole membrane.
AUGUUGUCCGCCUUCACCGCGCGACCACUAGUCGAGCUCAAAGCGCGCGACAAAUCGCGCAUCGACUCCGUCCUCGCCUACGGCGACCGACUCCUCGCUGGCCUGAACAACGGCACCCUCCGCAUCUACCGCAUCACCGACGACAGCAAGACCGAGCUCCUCCGCGAGCUGGACAAAUUCGCCCGGUACAAGAUCGAGCAGCUGGCCCUCGUGAAGGAGGCCAAGGUGCUUGUUUCGUUGUCUGGUGGAUAUGUCUGCCUUCAUGAUUCGCAAUCGUAUGAGCUGCUUCAGCAGCUGAGCCAGACGAAGGGGGCGUCGGUUUUUGCCAUUACGUCGAAUGUUGUUAAUGACCCCGACACCAAUGUUCCGGCUAUUGUGUCGAGAUUGGCUGUUGCCGUUAAGAGGAAGGUGCUUAUGUGGGUUUGGAGGGAUAUGGAGCUUGAGGAGGAAGUUACGGAGUUGAGUCUUGUGAGUGCUGUUAAGACGAUUGCUUGGGUGAAUGCGACGAGAAUGGUUGUUGGGUUGAGCUCGGCGUUUGUUAUGAUUGAUGUUGAGUCGGGCGGGAUCUCUGAGUUGCCGGGCCCCGGGAGUAUGGAGGAGACGGGCAGGUUUACUGGUGUUGGUGCGGCAAGUAUGAGUUAUAUUGGGAUGGGUGGGAUGGUGCCGAAGCCUCUGGCAACAAGGUUGGCUGAAGGGGAGAUUCUGCUUGCGAAGGAUAUCAAUACGCAUUUUAUUGAUGUUGAGGGACAGCCGCUGGGCCGCAGACAGAUUCCUUGGAGCCAUGCGCCGGUGGAAAUUGGGUAUUCGUACCCGUUCUUGUUGGCGUUGCAUGAUACCUCGAAGGGGGUGCUGGAAGUGCGCAAUCCUGAGACGCUCUCGCUGCUUCAGUCUAUUCCGUUACCGGCUGCGAGUAUUCUGCACAUCCCCCAGCCGAAUAUCAGUCUUGCCCAUGCGGGCAAGGGGUUCCUUGUUGCGAGUGAUCGGACGAUCUGGCGGAUGGAGGCGCUCAGUUAUGAUACGCAGAUUGACUCGCUGGUGGAAAAGGGGUAUCUGGACGAGGCGAUUAGUUUGCUUGGUAUGCUGGAGGAUGCGCUGCUGAAAGACAAGCCGAACAGGCUUCGUUCUGCACAACUCGAAAAAGCGCAGAGCUUGUUCGCCUUGCAUAAAUAUCGCAAUUCGCUCGAUCUGUUCACGGAGGUUGCUGCGCCGCCUGAGACUGUCAUUCGUCUCUAUCCUCGACUAAUCGCUGGUGACCUUUCUGCUGUCCCAGUUCCCGACCCGCAAGCUGAGCACCCCGAUCAGAAUGGGAAUGGGUCCGACACGAAAGCCAAUGGAUCAGAUGGCUCGUUUGAGCGCCCAGCUGGGCAGUCAUUAUACGCCCCCUCGGUGCGAUCUCUUCUUCGCAGGACCGAGGACGGCAGUGAUACAAGCAGUAUCCGCGGCGAUGACAAGGACAACGAUAAAGAGCUCAAAAUGGCCGUCCGCGAGCUGCAGGGAUAUCUGGCCGAUGUUCGCCGACGAUUCCAGCGGUACCUGGGACCGGACGGCACUCUCAAGCUUCCUGCUCCUACGGAGGCGACGGAUGAAGCUAGUGACUCCGUGCUGAAGCUUCUGGACUUCCCGUCCCCGGCGGAAUUCCUCGAUGCAAUCCGUGAGAAAGCACGACUGGUCGACACGACUCUAUUCCGGGCACACAUGUUCGCCACGCCUUCGCUGGCAGGAUCCCUCUUUCGAAUCGCCAAUUUCUGUGACCCGGAAGUGGUCAUGGAACGACUGGAGGAAACAGGUCGAUACAAUGAUCUCAUCGACUUCCUCUAUGGCAAGAAGCUACAUCGACAGGCGCUGGAGCUACUGCACCGGUUCGGCCAGGAGGAGUCUGGACUACUGAGCGGUCCUGCGCGUACGGUGGGGUACCUGCAAAAUCUACCCCCGGAUGAAAUCGAUCUGGUACUCGAAUUCGCAGACUGGCCUUUUCGCACCCAGCCCGAGAUGGGCAUGGAGAUAUUCCUAGCGGAGACGGAGAAUGCAGAGACUCUGCCGCGACCACGGGUACUUUCGUUCUUGGAGGGUGUCGAUUCGAAUCUGGCCAUUCGAUAUCUGGAGCAUGUCAUUCAGGAGUGGAACGAUCUGACGCCCGAUCUGCAUCAGCGUCUUGUCAUGCUGUACCUUAGCCAUAUCAUCGCCGACAAGAAUAGCCCGUACAAGGAGAAGUUCCUGGCUAUUCUGAAAGACAGCGAGCAGUACUCGCCCGCAAAGACGUUGGACCGACUGGACCGCGAUGAUCCUGAUUUCUACGAGGCGAGGGCCAUUCUCUUCGGCAAGAUGGGACAGCACCGUCAAGUAUUGGAGAUCUACGUCUUCAAGCUGAAAGACCAUGAGAAGGCGGAAGAGUACUCCAACUACAUCCACCUCUCCGAAGGCCAAGACGAAGAAGACUCCAUCUACCUCACCCUGCUCUCCCUCUACCUGACCCCUCCGCACGGCUACGAGCCCCAACAUGGUCCUGCUCUCGCUGUCCUCGCCAAACACGGGUCGCGACUCCCCGCCGACUCCGCCCUGUCACUGAUUCCCACCGCCCUGCCGGUACAGGAACUGGAGUUCUAUUUCAAGGGCCGCAUGCGCGCCGCCAACUCGGUGUUCAACGAGGCCCGCAUCGUGGCUAACCUCCGCAAGUCCCGCGACAUGCAGACGCAGGCCCAGCUUGCACUCGGCGACGGCGUCCGUGGUGGCGGGACGCGUGCGCGCCAUGUCACUGUCACCGAGGAGCGGAUUUGUGGUGUUUGUCACAAGCGGUUGGGUGGUAGUGUGAUCAAUGUAUUCCCCGACAACACCGUCGUCCAUCUCGGCUGCGCCAAUCGUGUCGCCAGCGCUCGGGCGUAG